AAGCUUUCGAAUGUUAGCGUUUUUGUUGGUAUAGCGACCAUGCGGCCAAGGCCAUGUCUUGUCGGGAUUUGCCUUAGAAGCUAGGUGGUAACUAGAAGAAAAAUGCUAGGGACGUUUUCCUUCAGACGAGUGGAACUUGUUGCUGUUUCUUACUGAUAUGGCCGCCGUGGAAAGUGAAACCUCCAGAAAAUCCAGAACUUUUAAGAAGAUACAAAAAGGUUACACUGGAGCAUAUCCAAAGCCAUCUUCCAUUCCUUAUAAAUUUCGGACCAUAAUAAUCCCGGACUCAGAAAGAAAAGGAUUUAACAGUCAAAGCAAAAGAUUUUAUUGUAAACUGGAUGAAAACCCAGGUCCAGGCUUCUACAAUGUCAUUCAUCAGUCUCCAGAGUUCAACAGUGUCUCACUAUCAAAGAAAGGAACAGGAGCUUUUCCUUCGGUGGAUAACCGACUGCCCAUGAAAACUUCCAAUUACCCAGCAGCCAAUGCCUACAACCUUCCAUCCAGUUUGAUUUCUAAGAAAGACUUCAGCAAUUCAUGCUCUCACAUGUUCCAUCUGCCCUUCUGUGAGAAAAGCUGCAAAUGGCUCACCCCAGCACCCAAUCACUAUAAUACCACGGUUUUGCUCAACAAGGAAGAGAACAGUUGGUGUCCUCUUGCUCGGCCUGGGUUUUUAUCAAAAACCCCAAGAGGAUUUACAUCCACUAGACAAAGGCUAGUACCUUCCCCAGGGCAUUACCAGAUCAAUGAGACCCUGGUGAAGGAGGCCCCUAAGCUUGUCGGGUGUGGUUUCAAGUCAAGAACCCUCCGAGAAAUGAAGAUAACAUCUGUUGUCCCCGGGCCAGGCACCUACAAUCCUAACAUACUCAUCAAAGCUCCCCCAAAGAAGAACAUUACCCGGAAAAAAUACACCCUGACCUUCUCUGCAUUCCCACUGCCUCCUCUUCCUAAGCCUCCUGUUCCAGGUCCUGGCCAAUAUGAUAUUGUGAACUAUGAAGGCCCCUCCAAGCAUUACAUCUCCAGUGCCACAUUCGUGUCCAGCACCAGUCGGUGGCCAAUCAACGCAAACCAGGAUGGUCUUCCCGGGCCAGCUACCUACAAGCCUGAAUUCCCUGGAAAACAGUCUUUCAUCUACAACAGUGACAAGAAAUGGAUCCCUGUUUUAUAAUGGACUUCUAGGCUUCUGUCUUCCAAUUAUUUCUGCUGAAACUGAUAUGCGAAACCCAUUAAAAGUCACAUUUCUUUUGUU
This is a messenger RNA of Vombatus ursinus (common wombat), 1246 nucleotides long. RefSeq names its product sperm tail PG-rich repeat containing 1 (gene STPG1). Lineage: Eukaryota; Metazoa; Chordata; Mammalia; Diprotodontia; Vombatidae. The transcript is spliced from 9 exons. The coding region runs from base 158 to 1165 and encodes 335 amino acids. Gene Ontology annotation, biological process: epigenetic programing of male pronucleus. Gene Ontology annotation, molecular function: chromatin binding; histone binding. The record is from RefSeq and is a predicted model, not a curated record. Gene Ontology annotation, cellular component: female pronucleus; male pronucleus; germinal vesicle.